UGAAAACGGUUCAUAUGACCUGCUAUUCAACACUACCUCUAGGAGUGGGUUGAAGAAAUAUUCGCUGUACUCUCACCUCCCACAACCUAGGAUUUUGACAUUACUAGAAUAAGAAAUAAAAACAGAAAUGUCCACCGCACCGCCUGUUAAACCUCCUCGAGGAAUUAAACCCACGAAAGAAAUUAGUGGAUUGUUGAUCUCAGUAAUAAGAGCUUUAUCAGCGAGCGAAACAAACGAACAGAGAGAAGUUGAAAAAGCAAAACUUGAAAAAGAGUACAAAAGGAGUGAUCAGCGUCUCGAUGAAUUGGUAUCAUUGCAUGAACAAGACCUAACGGAAGUCAUGAAGAUUUUCAGUACUCUAUCCGAAAGAGUAACAGCUUCAAGAGAAAAAAUCCAUGCUGUUAAAGAGAAUUUAAAUGCUUGCAAACAACUUCUGAGGUGCAGGCGAGAGGAACUUAUGAAACUAUGGCUCGAAGGCAUUGAACAUAAACAUGUUUUACAACUUCUAAAUGAUAUAGAUCAACUUCGAGAUGUACCAUCUCGUCUCAGCAACUAUUUAAACAGAAAACUGUAUCUGCAUGCAACUCAAUUGCUUGUUUCAUCGCUGUCAAUGGGGGACGGUAGUCUUGAAGGUGUCGAAGCAUUGAGAGAAGUGAGAAUGGAACUGGAAGCAAAAAAGCAGCAAUUGCAUAUGAAACUUUUGGAGGAGCUCAGUAGACAUUUGUAUCAUGAGAACACGAGAGAAAUCUUCCUCAAAAGACAAGGAUCUGGCCGAGAUUUUCAGCGAGGCAAUGAAUCUCGUAGCUCAAGGGGCAAUAAAGUCAAACGUGCUCUUCUCGAUGUCAUGUCUCCUUAUCCAGGAACUCAGACAUCGAGAGGAAAUAUGAACGUCAAUUUUGAAGAUCUGAGCAAUAUCGUGGAGGACGAAAAUUCGUCAAAUCCAGAAGAGAAUUCGGAACAUUUUAUCGCCAUAAUAAUAGAGUGCCUUGCUUUACUCAACAAAAUACCCGAAGCUGUGGAGGCAAUAAAAGUUCAAAUGCAAACUGAGCUCUUAAAUAUCAUAGCACGAACGUCAGAUCAGAUAAAACGAAAUCAAAAUAAGCAAGCGACAGUGAAUAAGCAAAUGGUUUCACAAAAUAUGGAGAUUUUAGUGAGCGGCACUAACAAUCCAACAGAAGGUCAAAUAUUGUUGUUGGAGUUGCUCAAUACUGUGUUCGAUCAGAUGAGAUUGGUUGCUGGAGCUCAUUCAAUGGCUUUGCGUAGUUUUUCGCACGUUAUUCAAAAGUACAAUUUACAAGUACGAUUAUACGAAAUGCCCGACGUGUGGAGUAGAAUUCAAGCUGUUCUCCAAUUAUUAUUGACAGAAUAUUUGGAUAUACAGAAUAUGAUUGAUGGACCAUUCCACUCGACAACAGUUUUGAACGAGCCUACCAGUGACAUAAAUACUUAUUUUGCUCGAAGAAAACCGCAACGACAGAAAACCGGUCGUCUCUUCAAAUUCGACUCUUCAACACAUCCGAAAGCUUUGAACAGUUAUCUUAAAGAACAUCGAUACAGCAACUUCAGUUUAGUGGAAAAUGGACAAACCGUUGGUGAUAAAAAACUGGUAUGCGAACCUGAUCCGAAGAAUAUAACCUUUAUAUUCCGACCUAUGAUGCAAUUUAUCGAAGAGAUCGAACGAGCUCUUGACUGCAAGCCAGGAUGUCCUUGUACUUUAAACAGUUUUAUUGCUGAUUACGUUAAGGAAAUGUUUUUGGGGAAACAUCAUGUGAUGGUUGCAACAACCAUUGACACAGCGACGAAAGGGUCGGAAGCUUGGCGAGCUACAACCCCACCGGAACUCAUGAAAGAUCUUGGCUUAACUAGACCUCUGUUACAGAGCACUGUAAAAGUCGAACAAUGUGUUGCUGAGCUGAGAUCUUUGAUGAUUGCUCUACCACUGCAGGGUGAACAUUUUUGCACACUAGCGUUGAACGUACUGCACAAUUAUCGAGAAACGUGUAAUGCUGCAUACCGUGGUAUCAUACAACCAGAUAGUGAAGACAAACGGAUAUGUUCGGCAGCGUGGCUCAAAGACGAUGAUAUUAGUAGAUUCAUCAAAUCGCUUCCAAACUGGGACAAUCUCAAGAGCGAAACUUACAAAAAACCAGGAAAACAGACACGUUGGCAAAUGAGGCGCCAAGAAACUCAGGACGAGGAGAGCCCGGAAGAAAUACGUCAGCGUAAUUUACGAGAGGCAGAAAUCUUGGCGAGCAAUCUGGGCGAGGGUGGAAUCAAUUCUCAUGAAAUACUUUCGGACGUUGGACAAUUGAGAAGUCUUGCUUUGUUACAAGAGAGCAUGGAGUGGUUUGCCUUAUCGACGAGAUCCUUGAUCACAGAGUUGCAUCAAGCCAAGAGCGACGUUGAUGGACAAUCUCUUUUGCCUCCCAUGCCAGUAUCACUUGUCGAAUCACUCCAACAAGUGGCUGACGAAUUCGAAGAUCUCGCUGACACUUGUAUACUUGUUUUACACCUCGAGGUGCGGGUUCAGUGCUUCCAUUAUCUACUGCCGAAAGGAGAGUACAGUCACUUGUGCGGCGGAGUAAAAGACCCUCAAGAGGCUGAUCCAAGAGUUGAAGAACUCAGUCGAGUUCUGCAGAACAUAGACGAGGCGUUGCAGUCUACUUUGCACCCGAAAAAAACAAAGUAUAUUUUCGAAGGAUUGGGCCACCUAAUAGCAAAAAUCCUCAUCACUUCUGCACAGUACAUUGGCAAAAUAGACGAGAGUGGUAUACAAAGAAUGUGCAGAAACGUUUUUACUCUGCAACAGACUCUAACCAAUAUAACAAUGGCUCGCGAGCUCUCGCUCGAUUACGCUCGUCAAUAUUUCGAACUUUUUUACGAGACUCCAGAAGGAAUCCUCAACAGCGUGUUGGAGAAUGGUGCACAAUUUUCUGAGCUAGAGUAUAUGAACGCUUUCCAAUUAAUUGCCCGAAGUCAGCAACAAUACACAUCUGUUGCAAAACACCUUGAAAAGUUGUCAGAAAUCCUCGGAGAAAUUGGGGUUACCGUUUAACAAAGAAUCAUGUCAGACCACCGUUUCCUGACACAUUGAUCAAUGAGAUAACGAUAUUUCAGGCAAUUGGCAUGUAUUUUCCUCAUCACGAUACAUCGAAAUUCCCGGAAAUUCCUCAUGUUUCCAAAAAUUUUAGAAGGAACUUCUGUUAAGUGUAAAAAUACGGUAUCGAAAAAACAAACCUAAAAAUGUUUCCCCUCUCAGCUGUCCAAAUUUUGGUACCGAUCAGAAUGAGGGAUUGACAAAAAAAACAACGUGAUAUUGUGUGAAAGAUCAAUUGCACGGGUAAAUGUGUAAAAAAAAUAUUUAUUUCAUCCAAUAGUCGCUCGCUCGCCAGUUGCAUAAUUUUCCACACCAAACUAUACAUAUCCUCAGUAAAUACGGGCGAUGUGAAAAAAGAAACACGAUUCAAAACUGCUUCAAUGUUUUCCCAGCUCUCUUGUUUUCUACACAUUUUUCAGGACCGAAUGGGAAAUCGUUCGGAUGUUAUUUUCAUUCGAAACUUCAUAGUUUUCAUUUUGUCGCUUUAUUCAAAAUACUGUGCCGAAAUUCUUGGACGAAAUUCAUUGAGCAGUCUGUGAUGUGUUGACUAACGCAACAAAACUACGAUAAAAAUGAGAUCUAAGUUAAUCGAUUUAAUUUAGAUGAACGCUUAAAUGCAUAAUUGUAUAUUAGCUCGACAAAAAAAUUUCUUAGAGGUUUGAUAAUAAGAAAAAAAUACUUCAAAACGCCUAAUUGUUAUACUCGUUAUAUCCGCACUUGUAUGAUGGUGAGAAUGUGAUGAAGUUUUAAUAGUGAGUAAAUUGGAACCUUAGCGAAUAUUGUAGAUAAUAGAGAAGUUUAAACAAAACGCUGUUUCUUUUGUAAUAAAGAACCCUUCAUCUUGUUUGGUAAGAAGCAACUGUGAGUGUUUAGAAUUUGUACAAAAGAUUCGACAAAACGAAUUAACAGAAGUAGCUCCCAUUUCGCUAACCAACAUAGCACAUUUUCCAUCGUCGUUCUUCAACUACACGAAGUAGUAAAUUAUUUUUUACCAUUUACUGUCAGGCGCUAAAAACGGCGUGCUAAAGUGGUAGUGAUCAUUGCAUAUGGUUGCGUUGGAAAAAUUAUGAGAUUCUGGAGUACAUUGUACAACGCGUUCAACUUACAACUCAAUGAACGGUCAAUAAAAUUUCUUUUCACUCUA
Messenger RNA from Venturia canescens, 4241 nucleotides. It is a transcript of the gene Sec8, whose product is annotated as Secretory 8. Gene Ontology annotation, biological process: chemical synaptic transmission; Golgi to plasma membrane transport; exocytosis. The record is from RefSeq and is a predicted model, not a curated record. Gene Ontology annotation, cellular component: synapse; exocyst; growth cone membrane. Lineage: Eukaryota; Metazoa; Arthropoda; Insecta; Hymenoptera; Ichneumonidae. The transcript has 13 exons. The coding region runs from base 128 to 3055 and encodes 975 amino acids.